Prorocentrum cordatum is the source of this 363-nucleotide messenger RNA. NCBI's taxonomy places the organism in Eukaryota, Dinophyceae, Prorocentrales, Prorocentraceae. The record is from the annotation of a GenBank genome assembly.
AUGCCGGCAGAUAUUGCCCGCGCGGCGAGCCUGGCCGAGAGCUGCGCGGAGGCGGGCGGCGCCGCCCAGCCAGACCUGCUCGAGCUGGCCGAGCUCGCCCCGCAGCCCGACGAUUGGACCGUCGGGGUCCUGCUCCGCCCCGUCGCGUUCGCCGCUCUCGCGGCGCAGGGUGGCCCGAGGUGCUUCGCGGCCGACGAACGCGACGGCGAGGGCGCAAGGGGCGACGAAGUCGACGCAGUCCGCGAGGCUGCCACGCAGGAGCGGGCAGGUGGCCCGCGCGGCGCCUGCGCGGCGGGCAACGCGGACGCUCGGAGGGAGAGGUGCGCCUCGCGGGCCUUGGGGGCCAAUGGCCCCGCCCGCCAG